AUGGUGCCUACCAGCUCUCCUGAAGAGUUUAACAGGAGCACUGGGGCCAACAUGAAAAGUGAGGGAGAAACCAAACAAGUAGAUGAUGAUGAUGAUGAACUGAUCUUGGUUGGAGUGGAACACGUAAAUGAAGAUGCUGAUGUGAUCUUUGUUGGGAUGACCUCAAAUUCAAAACCAGUCCUUUCAAACAUACUGAAAAGAGUUACCCCAGAUUCUUGUUCAAGGAGAAAAAGGGGUCACUUCAGGAAAGAUAACACUCACAAAUUACAGCCUGUUAGUCAUGUGAAUCCUACAUCAGAAGCAAAGUCUGUCUUGCCAGUUUCUGACUCUGAAUCAAGAUCAACAGCUAAUCCUAUUAUUAUUGACCCUUUGUCUGAAGCUGAUUAUAAAAAUAUUUCACCACAAAUAGUGCCCAAUAGCUUUUCUGAGUUAUGUUCUCCUUUGAUUACCUUCACAAAUUCGUUUCAGCAUCCAGUAGAAACAGUUUCUGCAAGAGAUAUGAAUAAAAGUAUUUUUCAUACAGUGACUACUCAGCAAAGGACACCAGACACAAAAACUGACUUUCCAAGUUUAGCAAGUCAAAACAAGAUUGUUGAUCCCACAGAAGAAAAUCUGAUUGUGUUACUUUGUGACUUCUACUAUGGACAGCAUAUAGGAGAUGGGCAGCCAGAACUGAAGACCCACACAGCCUUUAAAUGCCUCAGCUGCUUGAAAGUUCUAAAAAAUGUCAAGUUUAUGAAUCACAUGAAGCACCAUUUGGAACUUGAGAGGCAGAGAAGUGACAGCUGGAAAAACCACACCACCUGCCAGCACUGCCUCCGCCAGUUUCCUACUCCCUUCCAGCUGCAGUGUCACACUGAAAGUGUCCACACUCGCCAGGGGCCCUCCGCAGUCUGUCAAAUCUGUGAGUUGUCCCUUGAGACAGAUCAGUUUCUCUUACAGCACAUGAAAGACAAUCAUAAGCAUGGUGAAAUGCCCUAUGUAUGCCAGGUUUGCAGUUACAGAUCAUCAUUUUUUGCAGAUGUGGGUGCACAUUUCAGAGCAUACCAUGGUACCACUAAGAAUUUGCUUUACCCGUUUUGUCUCAAAAUUUUUAAAACUGCAGCACCAUACAGAUGUCAUUAUAGAGGGCACUGGGAAAAGAGUUUUCACCAGUGUUCCAAAUGUCGACUACAGUUUUUAACUUUCAAAGAGAAAAGGGAGCACAAGACCCAGUGUCAUCAAAUGUUUAAGAUUGUUAUUCAGAUAUCACUGGAUCCCCUUCAACCAGGAUUGGUGGAAGUAGCAUCCAUUACUGUGAACACAUCUGAUUCCGAACAAUCACCCCCCACCCACCCCAAAUCUAAA
Messenger RNA from Capra hircus (goat), 1347 nucleotides. RefSeq names its product zinc finger protein 280B-like. NCBI's taxonomy places the organism in Eukaryota, Metazoa, Chordata, Mammalia, Artiodactyla, Bovidae. Gene Ontology annotation, biological process: regulation of DNA-templated transcription. Gene Ontology annotation, molecular function: DNA-binding transcription factor activity, RNA polymerase II-specific; RNA polymerase II cis-regulatory region sequence-specific DNA binding. The record is from RefSeq and is a predicted model, not a curated record.